Tarenaya hassleriana is the source of this 629-nucleotide messenger RNA. RefSeq lists its product as uncharacterized. The record is from RefSeq and is a predicted model, not a curated record. The transcript has 3 exons. NCBI's taxonomy places the organism in Eukaryota, Viridiplantae, Streptophyta, Magnoliopsida, Brassicales, Cleomaceae. The coding region runs from base 70 to 510 and encodes 146 amino acids.
CUCUCUCUCUCUCUCUCUUUAUUCCCAAGUUCAAGAGCCAAACCUCUCCUUGCAAAAAAAUCUCCAGCCAUGACUCACCAGGUGGGGGAAGGAUGGCCGCUGGGACUGAUGAGAACGGCGAAUGGUAGAAUUGGAGGAGGAAUCAUAAACGGAAACAAUCAUCAACCCUUCUCUCCUUCUCUCUCCUCCAGCUCUCUUCUCUCUCCUUCCACUCACCUCUCUUCCUCUGAUCUUGAUUCCCAGUCAAAUGGGUCCUUCCUCCACGACAGAAGCAGCAUGACACUGGGAAGCCUACUCGGCGUAUCAAACAUUCUACGACUUUCCAGAAGAUCGACAAGAACAAGAACAGAAUCUUCUAGAAGGAAUCUCAAGCCAUACAACAAGCCUUGGAUUUUCUCUCUCUGUUCAAAGAUAACAACCGAUGCCGUGUCUCGCAACAACAGUGGCAGCGUUAUCAUCACUCCGCGUUCUCUUCGUCAUUUCCUCCAAGCCGAAAGACGAGCUCAUUGAGAAACGACAUUUUUUUAUGAAACUAAUUUAUUUUUAUGUCGUAACAAGUCGAGAAAUCUGAUGUUUCGAUCUUUAUGCGAAUUGAUUGAACAUUCCAAAGUUUUGGAAUUUUUUUUUUU